AUGCUCAACAAGCGAUUCAGUCGCAUGGCCAUCUUUGGCUCUUGCUCCGUCAUAUUCUUGAUCCUCGUCUUUUGGAGCCGCAUCCACGGCAGCUAUGGCAUCUCCGAGUACUACUCCUUCUCUACUACGAGCUCCUUCUUCCCCGUUUCCAUCGAUCCCGCGGAAAAGACCACCGAAGAGCUAUGCGCCAGCUUUCCGAAGCACCUCCUGCAGACCAUCCAACCUGUCCUCAAGCUAGGUCACGCAGACGCCAAGGACAGAAUUGACGCUCAGUUUGACAGCGUCAGCGCUUGCUUUGGCAAGGAUGAGUUGCUUGUGUACUCGGAUCUGGACGAGGAGGUGCGAGGACACCAAGUCAUCGAUGUGCUGGCCGACCUGCCGGAGCUCUACUACCACGACAACCCCGAUUUUAUAAACUACAUUUGGCAGAAGGAGAUGCGCAGCAACGGGACACUCGAUGUGGACAGGGAGGCGACUGCGCGCAUCAAUGGUUGGAGGAUGGACAAGUUCAAGUUCCUGCCCAUGAUUGAGCGCGCAUGGAGGACCAAGCCCAACAAGGACUUUUACUUUUUCUUUGAGACAGACACAUACGUCUUUUGGGACAACGCCUUUCGAUUCCUCCAGACCUUCGAUCCCGAUGCGCCCCUCUACAUGGGCUCUCCCUCGCCGGGAACCCACGACGUCAAGCAGGAUAUCAAGACAUGGUUCGCAAACGGCGGACCUGGCUUUGUCCUCAGCCGCGGCGCCGUCAAGGCCCUCCUAGUGCGCAAAACGACACCCUACGGACAGUACAUUGAACCUCCGGCACCGGAAAAGUGGCUUCCCAUGCUUCGUGAUGAUUGCUGCGGCGACAGCGUCGUCGGCUGGGCGUUGUGGAACGUGAGUGUGCCGUUGCGGGGAUACUGGCCACUCUUCAACCCGCAUCCCCUGCAUAGCAUCCCGUUUAGCGACAAGUACUGGUGUCAGCCUGUUAUGACGUUGCACAAGACCCAGCCCAAGGACAUGGUGGAUGUCUGGAGAUGGGAGUUUGGCCAGAGGAAGCUUGGUCGGCCAUUGCUUUACUCGGAUGUUUGGAGGUUCCAUCACCCAGGUGAUCACAAGGUAGCCGACAACUGGGACAAUGGAAAGUGGGAUUUCUGGGUUGCUCCCCCUGAAGCAAAGAUUGACUCGUUUGACGCCUGCGGGUCAUACUGCAGCGACAACGACGAGUGUCUCCAGUUCAACUGGAGAGGAAGAGAUGAGCAGAAAUGCGUUCUCUCCAAAUCAUUUAGAGUCGGCGAUCCGAGACAACCGGAAAAGAUCAUCGAACCCGAGGUCAAGGACGACAAGGGCAACGUCAUUCCUCCACCUCCAGAUCGCAAAGAUCGAUGGGUUGACUUCAAGUCAGGGUGGAUGACGGAUAGGAUCGAGCAGUGGAGGAACAAGAGAAACUGCUCAGAGGUGCAAUGGGUAGGACCCAGCAUCAAGAGGAUUUUUUGA
Messenger RNA from Fusarium vanettenii 77-13-4, 1479 nucleotides. Its product is annotated as glycosyltransferase family 31. The coding region runs from base 1 to 1479 and encodes 492 amino acids. Gene Ontology annotation, molecular function: glycosyltransferase activity. NCBI's taxonomy places the organism in Eukaryota, Fungi, Ascomycota, Sordariomycetes, Hypocreales, Nectriaceae. Gene Ontology annotation, cellular component: membrane. The transcript is spliced from 3 exons. The record is from RefSeq and is a predicted model, not a curated record.